AAGACAGAAAACCAGAGUGACUCGAAUGAGUAAGUGUAGGAAAAAACAGGAAGCUACCAAAGGCCAAGAAAAUCAAACCCAACUCCAGAUAACGACGUUUUAAUUGCAUUCUUCCUCAUAUUCGAUUGCUCCCGAACCCAGAUUUCAUUAUUCUACCUUUUUCUAUCGAUAUCUCUCACACCCUAAUGCUUUUUCUCAUGCAUCUUCAUCAAGGUGUCCAUAUCUGGUGGAGUAAUUUUAGGUGGUCUAUCUGAAAAGACAUACUUUUUAACUUAUCGUGUCGCUGUGGAAGGCAAUGAAUGGUAAUUCAUUAUGGAGACAAUGGAGGUGAAUGCUGGAAACUCUCCUUCCAAUGAAAAACAAGCUUCGGAACACCCCAAUCUAGCCAAUAACAACAAAAAAUCUGCAGAAAAGGAAAUGAAGACAUCUGUUUUUGUCAAUUAUGCUGCCAUUGCUUGGAAUGAGAAUAGAAAACAGUGGGUUGGAGAUAAGUCUCAGCAGGCACAAAGAAUGGCAAAGGAUCCAAUCAUAAGCUGGUCAACCGGAUAUGAAGAUUUACUCUCAACUCAUGAACCUUUUGCUGAGCCAAUCCCUUUACCUGAGAUGGUGGAUUUUUUAGUAGAUAUUUGGCAUGAUGAAGGCCUUUUUGAUUAGUGAGAUGGAGACUGAUGUUAUGGUAACACGGCUGGGUGAUGGUAGUUAAACAAAGGUGGAGAAAUGCUGAAUAGCUUAGGAGUUAGGACCCUUAUUAGUCUUCUUUCACAUCAUUCUUCUAUUUAUUUAUCUCAUGACUUCAUGAGGUAACGAAAACCUUAAUUGAAUUUGUCACUAAUUUACUGCCACUGAAAUAAUCAUGUUACUUUUCUUUGGAUCUUUCAAGUUUAAAAACAUUCAUUACAAGUU
Messenger RNA from Humulus lupulus (European hop), 903 nucleotides. RefSeq lists its product as uncharacterized. The record is from RefSeq and is a predicted model, not a curated record. The coding region runs from base 313 to 654 and encodes 113 amino acids. The transcript is spliced from 5 exons. Lineage: Eukaryota; Viridiplantae; Streptophyta; Magnoliopsida; Rosales; Cannabaceae.